Messenger RNA from Ascochyta rabiei, 4173 nucleotides. RefSeq names its product Mitogen-activated protein kinase kinase kinase. Lineage: Eukaryota; Fungi; Ascomycota; Dothideomycetes; Pleosporales; Didymellaceae. Gene Ontology annotation, molecular function: ATP binding; MAP kinase kinase kinase activity. The record is from RefSeq and is a predicted model, not a curated record. The coding region runs from base 1 to 4173 and encodes 1390 amino acids. Gene Ontology annotation, biological process: protein phosphorylation; stress-activated MAPK cascade. Gene Ontology annotation, cellular component: cytoplasm. The transcript is spliced from 2 exons.
AUGGCCUCGUCCUCGCCCCCGGCCAGGGUGCACUUCAACGUCGCUCGCAACAACCCGCUGCUGGCCGCCGACGACAAGAUGAGCUCGCCCAAGCCCGUCGUGGUCAACGCGCCCGCGCCGCCGGAGCGCAUGAGCUCGAGCUCAACUGACGGCUCCUUCGACUCGGACUACGUGCACGAGGCCGACGCGGGCAACGCGAGCCUUGGCGGGCUGCCCAUGGACGAGGGCCAGUAUCAAUUUGCGCCGCCCGUGCAACCCAUGAGCAGCGGCGCCGACGAGCUGCCUCCGCUGCCCUACAGCUACAGCACCCAGAACCCCCAGGGCACCCGCAGCAUCCGCAUCAUGACGGCCGACCUGCCGCCGCCGGGCGCCCAUCAGCAGCACAGCGCCCAGCACAGCGCCCACACCCCUCACGCCAGCGCCGCCUCUGCUGCCCGCACCCCCCGCCCUGGCGCCGUCCGCACGCCCUCCAACGCCUACAACCCCGCCCGCCGUCCGCAGCAGUUCUCGCUCAACACCACCGCCUCGCACCGCGGCCGCAACAACUCGGCCACGCGCUCGCGCCGCAACCCCAACCCCAACGCCGACUACCGCGCCCAGGAGAAGGCCUACGUCCAGCGCAUCACCCAGGGCGACGAGCAGGAUGGCUACGCCUUCGACCCGGCCAUGCGCACCCCGAGCCUGGGCUACAGCACCGACAGCGGCACCGACGACGAGUCGCCCUCGACCGCAGACUACGCCGAGAACGACCCCUACGACCAGGAGACGCUGCUGUACUACGGCAACGACGACAUGCAGCCCUCCAUCGAGGAGCUCAAGAUCCCCGAGAACCGCGAGCGCCUCGAGUGGCAUUCCAUGCUCGCCAGCGUCCUCACCGGCGACGUCGUCAAGCAGGAGAAGAAGCGCCUGAUUGGCAGUACCGAGCAGCAGGGCGACAGCACCCUCAAGGCCGAGAUCUGGAUGGGCAUCCGCGCCCGCGUCUGCGGCCGCUCGCUGCAGGCCCAGCGCCGCAUCGUCGACGACGCCCGCGGCAAGAUCAAGACGCUGCUCGAGACCAUCAUCUCCUUCGAGGUCGAGGGCGCCACCGAGGCCGGCCAGACGCCCCAGCAGCAGGUCCAGGACGUUGUCAAGAAGAUCGAGAAGAUCGAGAGCGCCUACCCUACCCGCCAGGCCCUCGAGGCUGCCUAUCCCAGGGCCGCCUCGCCUGCCUACCACGACGCCUGUGACGCCGUCAUCGCCUGGGACAACACCACCGUCCUCAUCAACACCGAGAUGGCCAUCCUGAAGAUGUGGGUCGGCAACGAGGAGCUCGACUUCACAAAGCCCCGCCCACGCUCCUCGCAGGACCACCAUCUCACCGACGAGUCCUCGUUCAUCGACCGCAUCCUCAAGGAGGACGGCCUCAAGUCGCUGCAGGGCGAGACCAACCUGCUCAUCCCGCUCGAGAAGGUCAUCCAAAAGGCCAAGAGCACCCUGAUCACCAAUGCAGAGGGCUUCGCUGAGCGCCAUCUCCCACCCUAUAUCGAGGAGCUGCUCACCCUCAUCAACUUUCCCUCGCGCCUGCUGCAGGAGAUUAUCCGUGUCCGACUGUCGUACGCAAAGAAGAUCAAGGACCCCUCACAGCAGGGCGUCAUGAUGGCUGAGCAGAUGAUUGCCCAGUUCCAGAUCCUGCUCCGCAUGGCUGGUCAGGUCAAGGAGAGCUACCUGGUCAUCUCGCGGCCAGAGCCAGGCUGGGACCUUCCCCCUUGCAUUGAGGAGAACUUCGACAGUGUUGUCCUCGAUGCGUUGAAGUUCUAUUUCAGGAUGCUCAACUGGAAGCUGGCUGCCAACAAGAACACUUUCAAGGAAGCUGAAAUCCUCGAGCAGGAGUGGGACUUUUGCAACAGACUCGGCAGGCAACUCCAGGGUGGCGAUGUCGAGACUGCCGAGCAGUUCAGUAUCCUUACCUCCAAGUCACUUACCCGCCUCAGCGCUCACUUUGAGCGUGAGCUGCAGCGCAGGCCCGACGAGCUCACAGGCGCUGAGAUGGAGAAGCGGUACAAGCAGAUCCUCGACUCUGUCCGUGUCCGCCAGCGUAAGCUGUUCCGUUUCUCCAGGAUCCUGACGCAGAGGUUCGAGAAUUGCACCGAGUACAACAUCAACCAUAUUGACCUCGACGAUGAGCAGCUCAACGACUUGUACGAGUGCCUCAUGGCCAACGGACACUUUCUCGUCGAGACGACUGGAGGCAACAACGCCGGCGUCUACAUCAUCGCCUCGCCGACGCUGGAGAACCGCCCCAACGAUAUCCAAUCCUUACUCACCACCUGCUACCACGCUGAGGAAGGUCCCGAAGAUCCGUCGAACCCAUACGUCCUGAUCAUCAGACCAGAAGACGCCCUCUACUGGUCUGGCAAGAGGAUGUCCGGCAACAUUCACGAACCGCACCUCGAUCUGAAGGCUGGGAGGUUACGACUAGUCGCCGACGGUUCUCAACAGCGCCUUGCCAACGCCAACGCAUCUUUCCUGCAGGCCAUCGGCAUGUACUUGAACACACUCAUCGACCAGAGGGCCAACCUUCCUCGUGUUAACUCGGAGCUGCAGAAGAUCAAGAAGACGGCGUACACGCUGUCAAACACCAUCAUCAACAGCGUCGAGAUUGUCCGGAAGCAGACGGUCGGUCUAGACUGCCAGGAUCUCAUCCAGACUUGUUUCGCUUUCGCCACUGAGUUUGGUCAGCGUUCCGUGCUGUAUAUGGACUACAACCGGCGAGCCAUGAACAACAUCAAGCUGACCAGGCUGGCUCUGGACUGGGUCAGCUUCAUCUGCGAUGACUGCGUAGCCUCAGAUCGAAAGACCUUCCGAUGGGCUGUCGUAGCGCUGGAAUUCGCAAUGAUGAUGACGCGUGGCCAGAACAUCCUCUCUAUCAGCGACGAGGAGUAUACAAAGCUACGCGCCAAGGUGGCAGGGUGCAUGUCAGUAUUGAUAUCACAUUUCGACAUCAUGGGUGCGAGGUCGACCAUUGCUGCACAAGCCGAGAGGCAACGGCUCAACGCCAUCGCAGGCAAGAGCUUGUUGGACCCGAAGAACUCGAAAGAUGACGAAGAGUCUAUCGAGAUGACGCAGAUGCAGUGGAUGCAGAGGCUCGAAGAGAUUGAUACCUUCAGGAAAGAGAAGGAAGCCGAACGACAGGCGCUGGGCAGGGUGCUUGAAGAUUCUAAUGAGGCCGAUCGCGCACUCACUUAUCUGUCUUCUUCGGCAACCAACGUUACUUUGCGAUGGCAACAGGGCCAGUUCGUCGGUGGAGGUACAUUCGGUUCUGUGUACGCCGCCAUGAACCUCGAUUCUGGUCACCUUAUGGCUGUCAAGGAGAUUCGUCUCCAGGACCCUCAGCUCAUCCCUACCAUUGUUGCUCAAAUCAAGGAUGAGAUGGGUGUGCUGCAGGUGCUGGACCACCCUAACAUUGUCUCGUACUACGGUAUCGAGCCCCACAGAGACAAGGUUUACAUCUUCAUGGAAUACUGCUCUGGCGGUUCUCUUGCUGGCUUGCUUGAGCACGGUCGCAUCGAAGACGAGACGGUCAUCAUGGUCUAUGCGCUGCAGAUGUUGGAAGGUCUUGCCUAUCUCCACGACGCAAGGGUCGUUCACCGCGACAUCAAGCCUGAAAAUAUCCUUCUCGAUCACAACGGUGUCAUCAAGUUUGUCGAUUUUGGUGCGGCCAAGCUCAUCGCCCGCCAAGGCAGAACCCUCGCCGUUGACAACACCACCCGCCGCGAGAAGCAAGGCUCCAUGACCGGCACGCCCAUGUACAUGUCUCCAGAAGUUAUCAAAGGCGGCAGUACAGGUCGCCAUGGCGCCGUCGACAUCUGGUCGCUGGGCUGCGUGAUUCUUGAAAUGGCAACGGGUCGCCGCCCGUGGGCAUCCAUGGACAAUGAGUGGGCCAUUAUGUACCACAUCGCGCAAGGCGAUCCGCCGCAGCUUCCCACCCGCGACCAACUCAGCGAACAGGGCAUCGACUUCCUGAUGAAGUGCUUCGACCGUGACCCGAACAAGCGCGCCAGCGCCGUCGAAUUGCUCCAGCACGAAUGGAUCAUGACGUUGCGCGCACAGCUCAGUCUGGAGCCCCAGACGCCCGGCACAGACUCGGGGAGCCAGAGUGGGAGCAGCAGUAGGCAAAACUCCCACUACGGCUAG